GGAGAUGGGGGCAGGGGGCAGGAAAGAGGGUGCAAGCCCAACCUAGGGCGGUGGCCACAGCACUGAGAGGGGCAGACAGAGCCAGGAGCCUGGGCAGGAAGCAGGAUGGCAGCAGGGGCAGCGGCCGGAGCCUGGGUGCUGGUGCUCAGUCUGUGGGGAGCAGUAGUCGGCAGUCAAAACAUCACAGCCCGGAUCGGGAAGCCACUGGUGCUCAACUGUAAGGGGGCUCCCAAGAAACCACCCCAGCAGCUGGAAUGGAAACUGAACACAGGCCGAACAGAAGCUUGGAAGGUCCUGUCUCCCCAGGGAGGCCCCUGGGAUAGCGUGGCUCGUAUCCUCCCCAACGGCUCCCUCCUCCUGCCUGCUGUUGGGAUCCAGGAUGAGGGGACUUUCCGGUGCCGGGCAACAAGCAGGAAUGGAAAGGAGACCAAGUCCAACUACCAAGUCCGAGUCUACCAGAUUCCUGGGAAGCCAGAAAUUGUUGAUCCUGCCUCUGAACUCACGGCUGGUGUCCCCAAUAAGGUGGGGACAUGUGUGUCUGAGGGGAGCUACCCUGCUGGGACUCUUAGCUGGCACUUGGAUGGGAAACCCCUGAUACCUGAUGGGAAAGGAGCAUCUGUGAAGGAAGAGACCAGGAGACACCCUGAGACAGGGCUUUUCACACUCCAGUCGGAGCUGAUGGUGACCCCAGCCCGGGGGGGUGCUCCCCGCCCCACUUUCUCCUGUAGCUUCAGCCCCAGCCUUCCCCGGCGCCGAGCCCUGCACACGGCCCCCUUCCAGCUUACUGUCUGGGAGCCUGUGCCUCUGAAGGAGGUCCAGUUGAUGGUGGAGCCAGAAGGUGGAGCAGUAGCUCCUGGUAGUACUGUGACCCUGACCUGUGAAGCCCCUGCCCAGCCCCCUCCUCAAAUCCACUGGAUCAAGGACGGCACACCCCUGCCCCUUCCCCCCAGCCCUGUGCUGCUCCUCCCUGACGUAGGGCCUCAAGACCAGGGCACCUACAGCUGUGUGGCCACCCAUCCCAGCCACGGGCCCCAGGAAAGCCGUGCUGUCAGCAUCAGCAUCAUUGAAACAGGCGAGGAGGGGCCAACUGCAGGCUCUGUGGGUGGGUCGGGGCUGGGAACCCUAGCCCUGGCCCUGGGGAUCCUAGGAGGCCUGGGGACAGCCGCCCUGCUCAUCGGCGCCAUCAUGUGGCGAAGGAGGCAACAACGAGGAAAGGAGCGAAUUCUCCCCGAUACUCCUCCCCAGGAAGGUCCCAGAACACCAGGAGGAGGAGGAGGAGCGUGCAGAGCUGAAUCAGUCAGAGGAGCCUGAGGCAGCCGAGAGCAGUGCAGGAGGGCCUUGAGAGGCCCACAACCAGACCCCGUCCAUCAGCUUCCUUUUCUUUUUCCCACACUAUGUUCUGGCCCCAGACCAGUUCUCCCCUGUAUAACCUCUACCCCACCUCGCCAAACUGUCUUCCACAACCAGAGCCUCCCAGUGAUGAGUAAACACCUGACACAUUUUGUCCCA
Equus quagga is the source of this 1509-nucleotide messenger RNA. It is a transcript of the gene AGER, whose product is annotated as advanced glycosylation end-product specific receptor. NCBI's taxonomy places the organism in Eukaryota, Metazoa, Chordata, Mammalia, Perissodactyla, Equidae. The transcript is spliced from 11 exons. Gene Ontology annotation, molecular function: signaling receptor activity. Bases 106 to 1311 code for a protein of 401 amino acids. Gene Ontology annotation, biological process: regulation of inflammatory response; regulation of p38MAPK cascade. The record is from RefSeq and is a predicted model, not a curated record. Gene Ontology annotation, cellular component: plasma membrane.